Mercurialis annua (annual mercury) is the source of this 1704-nucleotide messenger RNA. RefSeq lists its product as uncharacterized. Gene Ontology annotation, molecular function: DNA binding. The record is from RefSeq and is a predicted model, not a curated record. Lineage: Eukaryota; Viridiplantae; Streptophyta; Magnoliopsida; Malpighiales; Euphorbiaceae. The transcript has 2 exons. Bases 1 to 1704 code for a protein of 567 amino acids.
AUGGAUAAUAUGAAUUCACAUACACCUUCAUCUGAAGGUAUUUCUUCAGUACACGUUUCUUCUGAACGUUCGAUACGACAGAAAAGAGAUCUAGCAUGGAAAUAUAUUAGUGAAGGAGCGGGUUUGAAUGGAAAAAAAAUACUGAUAUGCGGGUUUUGCCAAAAGCAAAUUUGUGGUGGCGGUAUUAAUAGAAUGAAACAACAUCUUGCAGGAGCAAAGGGAAAUAUUGAUGCAUGCAAAAAAGUAACAGCCGAUGUUCGUUGUGAGAUGAAAGGGUUAUUAGAAGAAAAUGUUAAAAAGGUUAAUGAAAAGAAAGGGAUUUUUGAGUCAAAUGAUAACUCUACUCAAGAGAGUCCAUCAACUGGAAAAAGAAAAGCGAAUACUCAGUUAGGGUCUUAUUUCAAAAUGGGGUUAAAUGACAAGGAUCAACCUAGUAUCAAAGCAUGUAUGCAAAGCAAGGAAAGAUGGCAUGACGUUGAUAUGGCUAUUGCACUAUGGUUUUAUGAUGCUUGCAUUCCCAUGAAUGCAGUAAAUUCUGCUUUUUUCACUACUGCAAUAAGCAAAAUAGCAGGUAUGGGUCAUGGAUAUACCGGUCCUUCUUAUCAUUCAUUGCGUGUUAAUUUAUUGCAUGAUGCUAAACAACAUGUUUCAUUAAUCAUUGACUCAUUUAGACGCACAUGGAUUGAAACCGGUUGUACUAUAAUGGGAGAUGGAUGGAAAGAUGUUAGGCAAAGACCAUUAAUUAACUUCUUAGUGUAUUGUCCUAAAGGAAUAACUUUUCUUAAAUCUGUUGAUGCUUCAGAUAUUUACACAAAUGCAGAAACUUUAUGCAAUUUAUUUGCAGAAAUUGUAGAAAUUGUGGGUCAUGAAAAUGUAAUUCAUAUGGUGACUGAUAAUGGUGCUAAUUAUAAGGCUGCCGGUGCUAAACUUACCGAAAGGUAUUCUCAAAUUACAUGGUCACCAUGUGCAGCUCAUUGUGUUAAUUUAAUCCUUAAAGAUGUCGGAGAAAUUCCUAAUGUUCAAAGUUUGGCUACUCUUGCUUCGAAGGUGACUGUGUUUGUUUAUAACCACAAAUGUACCUUGAAUUGGUUAAGAAAAAGACCCGGUUGGAGAGAAAUUAUUCGCCCAGGAGCUACUCGAUUUGCCACAACUUUUAUUGCUUUGCAAAGCUUAUAUGAGCGUAAGGAUCACUUACAUGCCUUGGUUAUUGAUACUGAGUUCAAGAAAUUUUUGAAAAUGCAGAAAGGUAAAGAAGUUAAACAAAUUGUUCAAGAUGGGAAUUUUUGGAAUAAUUGUUUGAUGAUUGUGCGCAUUAUGGGGCCGAUAAUACGUUUGUUACGUAUUUGUGAUACUGAUGAAAAACCAACAUUAGGCUAUGUUUAUGAGGGUAUGUAUCGAGCAAGAUUGGCUAUUAAAAAGUUAUUCAAGAAUAGAAAGACUUUAUAUAAGCCAUAUACUAGCAUCAUAAAGCAGAGAUGGGAUCGAAUGUUGCGUCUUGAUCUUCAUGCUGCAGCCUAUUAUUUGAAUCCGGCUUUUCAAUAUGAUCAAGAAAAUUUCUGCAAGAAACCAGAAAUCAUGCGAGGACUCUUGAAUGUGAUUGAUAAGCAAAAUGCUUGUAGCAAAACGAAGAUGGCCGAUGAACUGAGAUAUUUUAGAGACACUACUAAAAUGCAGCAAUAUUUUUGCUUUUCGGCUUUUAAUUAA